This is a messenger RNA of Lathyrus sativus (Indian pea), 2604 nucleotides long. Lineage: Eukaryota; Viridiplantae; Streptophyta; Magnoliopsida; Fabales; Fabaceae. The record is from the annotation of a GenBank genome assembly.
AUGCCAGGCUAUCCUGUCGAUGCUGGUGAACUAUGUACUUUUAUAAGCACGGAUCAACAACCUAGCUCUCUAGAUGCUUGUGCACAAUUAUCUGCAGAAGAGAAACUUGCUGCAGAACAGAGUCUUUCAGUUUUUUGCAAGCCUGUAGAGUUCUACAACAUUCUUCAUCACCGUGCAACAAUAAGCUCACCAGUUUUCCUUCCGAGAUGUUUCGAGUACCGGAUACAGGCCAGGGACAACAAUAGGAUACAAAUAACAGUUUUGCUGUCAUGGAGUGAUGAAGAAACUCAAAACAUGUUUCCUUUUUAUGUCAGUCUGGCAAGGCGUGAUCUUAAGAAUGAAGACGCUGGUCCUACAAAAAACAAAAAGUAUUCUACUGUUUAUCUACUCAGUCAGAUAGUCACCAUUCGAGGUUCAUCCGGCGUUGAUGGGAACAGUAUAAUCAAAGCAGAAUUUACGCUUUGUGAAGUUAAUAAGUUAGCUGCAGAAGCUAAUUCUGGCUCACUUUUUCUCUUGUUUUUUACCACUGAGGGAAACUCAGAUUCAUCAUCUAGAGUCAAUGCAAGCCGGGGGCCUUCAGAUCCAACAUCUCAUGAAUCAUUAGCUGAAAAGAACUGCUUAUAUGGGAAAAUUUCUUUUCAAUCCAUUUACUUGGCUUGGAAAAAUUCUCCAAAUUUCUGUUGGGGACAACGAGCUGAGAUUAAAACUACUCUUGAUCUGCUUCCAUGUGUUUUGAAGUAUGACUUUGUAAAUAAGGGUACGACCAUUGCAAUCCAAGAUCUAUGGAAUUCUGAGAUUGAGAGUACAUCAUCAAAGAGCGUUGAAAUAAAAAUCUUUGCUGAAGAGAUCGAGGCCAUAGAGAAAUCUCGCAACCGUAGAAAAGCAUUACCAUCAUCAUCAAGAUCAUCAUUAUCUCGGCUCAUUCGGUUGAAAGAAGGAAAGGUGACAUUUAAUUACAGGUAUUACAAGAACAAAUUACAGAGAACAGAAGUCUCUGAAAAUUUCUCCUGUCCAUUCUGUUUGAUUAAAUGGGGAAGCUAUAAGGGUCUAAGAUGUCACUUGCUCGCAUCACAUGAUCUUUUCAAAUUUGAAUUUUCGGCAUCGGAAGAUUGUCUGGCUGUUAAUGUGUCUCUGAAUUUUGACAUUUGGAGAUUUGAGCUUGUUGGAGAUGGUGUUGAUCCAAAAUUGGAAACUUUUUUCCUUCAUGGCAAGCGAAUGACACACAUAAGUCCAGAAAAUGCAUGUUUUGAAGUGGUCCAGGAUGUAGACUCGCCGGCCUUAGCAAAUAAUGCAGACCACCCGGCCAUAGCUAUGGAUGCAGACCCACCGGUCUUAGCUAUGGAUGCAGACCCGCCGGUCUUAGCUUUGAAUGCAGACCCGCUGGUGGUUGCAGACUCACCGGUCUUAGCUAUGGAUGCGGACUCACCAGUAUUAGCUAUGGAUGUGAGCCCGCCGGUAUUCGCUAUGGAAGUGGACCCGCCGGUAGCUAAGGAUGCGGACCCGCCGGUAUUAGCUAUGGAUGUGGAUCCGCCAGUCUUAGCUACGGGUGCGGACCCGUCAGUCUUAUCCGCGGAUGCAGACCCGCCGGUCUUAACCGCGGAUGUGGAGCCGCCGGUCUUAACCGUGGAUGCAGAGCCGCCUGUCUUAGCAGUGGAUGCGGACCCGCCUGUCUUAGCAGUGGAUGCGGACCCGCCUGUCUUAGCUGUGGAUGCAGACCCUCCUGUCUUAGCUGUGGAUGCAGACCCACCUGUCCUAGCUGUGGAUGCGGACCCGCCUCUCCUAGCUAUGGAUGCAGACCCACCGCUCGUAGCUAUGGGUGCGGACCCGCCUCUUCUAGCUAUGGAUGCAGACCCACCGGUCUUGGCCAUGGAUGCAGACCCACAAUUCUUAGAGUCUGAAACUCCUUUAGGUGAUAAUGGAUUUUUAAAGAAGAUUGAUGGAAAUUCUGCAACUAUAUCAGGGGAUGCUAAUGCAAGUAUUGUGCCCAAUCCUGAUCCAAACUGUGUCCCACUAAUAUCUAAGCAUGAUCACAGGACUCCUGCAGUGCCACGGAUUGGCAAUACAGGGAAGUUACCAGUUGAGCAUUUUGAUCCACAAAACAUAGCCCGAUUGAAGAAGCGGCAGUUUUAUCAUUCUCACAAAGCUCAGGCAAUGUCACUUGAAGAAGUUCUAUCAAAUUAUGAUAGUGAGGAUGAAGUUGAUGAUGAAGUUGCCGAUAUUGAAGAGCGGAGGAAGCUUGAUCUUCAUCCUUUGAGCAAAGAAGAGAAGCAAUUUAUGUUCAUGUGGAACUCAUUUAUUCGGAAGCAACGUGUGCGGAUAGAUUCUCACAUUCGUUGGGCAUGUAAGGCUUUCUCAGUAUUGCAUGGCUCCGAGAUUGUUAAAUCCCGCAAAUUAACUUGGUAUUGGACAAUGUUCAGGAUCAAACUAUAUAAUUUGGGUCUUAUAGAUGGAAAAAUCAUCAAUGAUUGCAGUAAUAUUCUCGAACAACACGAGAAGCAUAAUUCAAAUCCUGAGAUCCCAGCAGCUAAUAUAAACUCCAUUCAUUUGUCCCCUCUUAAAAAUAAAAGAAGUAAGAAGAUAACACCGAAAGUGACUUCUUCAUAA